ACCACAUUCAUUGUCGCACUGUGGCGGUAAGCACUGACAUGUUCGUGCGGGACUAAACUGUAAGUGGAGAAGAAAAAUUGCUCAGUAUCGUAAUUACUGAUUAUAACAAACGGCUUUUGAAGUGACAUUUAUCCACAGAAUCUUAAGGAGUCCAGCUGUUGUCUCCGAAUCUACUGUAACAUUUAGUAUUACCGCGGGAUGUUGGUAAACACCAGUCCUUGUGUAAUACCGAGAGUGUUGAGGAGGUCGUUGGAUAACGUCAGGCGCGUUUGUUUUGGUCCAAAUGUCACAGAAAGACGACAGUGAAAAUGACAUUUGGAAUUAUAAACCUCUUGGGAAGAAAAAGAAGAGACGUCAGUCACCGAAUGCAGCUCCAAGUGUGACUAAAAGAAGAUGCACCGCCAGGAAAACAUCCAAAAAAGACACUUCUCUUCCAGUAAAGUCACAUGACGAGAAUAUCAAAGCAGCUGAAAGUGGAGAUUGUUCUGCAGUUGGUCAAACAGACGACUACAGUUGCUUAGACGUGCAUAAUUUAACCUCAGAACCAUCUCCCACUGAAGAGACAAGCCAAAGUGACAAUGCAGCCGAGGGUUCAUCCUCUGGAGACUUUUGUCCCAUCUGUCAGAUGCCGUUCUUCAUCCUGGUUGUGCAGUCUUCACGAUGGCAUGUUGCUGAAUGUCUUGACACUCCAAGGGAUACCUGGAAAGAAUGUCCAGAUGGCCUUCGGUGCUCCUCCACCAUUCCAAACCAUUACAAAAAGUUCAACCACACACUCUUGGCCCACAGUCGAGCAAACAGCGACACAGCCAUCCUCAGUCUGUCCCAGCAGGUGGAGAGCAGCGGGGACACCAGCCUCAGUGGUGUCCCACAACUGCUAGACAAUGAGGGAGAUGGCUGUAUGUUGGAGACAUCACAGGAUAGUGCUUUCAGUCUUUCUGCCUCAUCUAGUCACAGUGUUUCCCCUCAAAGUAAUCACACUGGAACACCUCAGUCGAAAUCAGCAAAUGGCCUUCUGUUACUGCGCUCUCCUGGUCCAGAGGAUUUUAAGAAAAAGAAAGGCUGGUUGUCUAAUAAAGGUCGAAAGUCAGUCUCUUCUUCUCAAGAAAGUAAAAAAGAACUUUUAUCCACUCCUGUCAAGGAAGACGGUGAAUGUGUCACCAAAAGUGAACCUUCCCCUUUCCAUGGUGAUGCAAUAUCUUACUCUCCUCUUUCAGAGUUGCCUGCAGAAACUGAAGUCGAUAAUAAUGACUGUAGAAAAGCUCUUUUUAAUAAUAAUAAUACAUUUAAAAAGGAAGAUGAAGACUCAAGGACACUCUUCAGCGACAGCUUCUCAAGUGAUGAUGAGCUCCUUGCUGAAUUCAUAGAAAAUAAUUUGGAACCCAAUAAUAUGCCCGUAAAUGAUCCAUCCUCCUCAAACUCCCAGCUAGGUUCAAUUUCCUCAUUAGCACCCACUAAUCAGUUAGCUGCCUCCACAGUGGCAGAAAGCAGGGUUGAUUCCUCAGGAGGAAGAGCAGCCCACGGUGAAUCUAAUGAAAUCAGUAAGACUAGCAUCCAGUCGCCGCAGAGUAUCGUUUUAGAGCGCCUCAGAGAGACUCUUCUAAGCUCAGAUAACCUACCUUUAAGAAACUUAAACAGUAGUGUUCAAACAGAGCAACAACACACAGCUUCUCCUCAGCCACCUUCAUCACAAACCUCCAUUGUCUCAAGAUCUCAAACUAUGCCGCCUCAGAGGGGUCAAAGCAAGGCGGGUCAGGCCUCUGGUCUCAAGCAGACGGACAUAGGGGUGUUUUUUGGCCUCAAACCGCUGAAGGAGAAGGAGAAACCAGCUCAGAGUGGACCAGAUGACCUCAACAACUCCUCUAUUCCAACAGCUGGUGAGAACUCUGGACGGGGAAGACAAAGGAGGGAAAGGCAGAGAAGAAGUAGGACUGAUGCAACCGCAGGUGCCUCACAGGCCACAGAAACUGUCAGUAGCAACAAUUUAGUGGAUGGUCAAGGAGGAGCAGGGAGAGGUGGGACCAGAGGAUGGAGGAGAAGCAGGUGGAAUAGAGGGAAUGCUGGUGGAGAAGCUGAGUUACCACGCCGCUGUCCGUUUUAUAAGAAAAUUCCAGGUACCAAGUUUGUCAUAGACGCUUUUCGGUACGGAGAGAUCGAUGGCAUCACUGCCUACUUCCUAACACAUUUCCACUCAGACCACUAUGGAGGGUUGACCAAAAACUCAACAUUUCCAAUCUACUGCAACAGAAUCACAGGGAACCUGGUGAAGAGCAAACUGAAGGUGGCAGAGCAGUACGUCCACAUCCUCCCCAUGAACACUGAGGUCACCGUGGAGGGCGUCAGGGUCAUCCUUGUGGAUGCAAACCAUUGUCCAGGAGCUGCCAUGCUGCUGUUCUUCUUACCUGAUGGACAGACAGUCCUCCACACCGGGGACUUCAGAGCUGAUCCCUCAAUGGAGACCUACCCAGAGCUCCUCAGCUGUAGGGUGCAAACGCUCUACUUGGACACCACUUACUGCAGCCCUGAGUACACAUUCCCCAGACAGCAAGAGGUCAUCAACUUUGCAGCAAGCAUGGCCUUUGAAUUAGUGACGCUCAACCCACGAACACUUGUGGUGUGUGGAUCCUACUCUGUGGGGAAGGAGAAGGUGUUUUUGGCCCUGGCAGAGGCCCUGGGGUCUAAAGUGUGCCUCUCUAGAGACAAAUACAACACAAUGUGCUGUCUGGAGUCGGAGCAAGUCAGAGAACGUAUAACCACCGACUGGAAGGCAGCCCAGGUCCACGUGCUGCCCAUGAUGCAGCUCUCCUUCAAUAAACUGCGGGAUCACCUGGUGCGCUUUUCACAACAGUACGAUCAGCUGGUGGCCUUCAAGCCCACAGGUUGGACCUUCAGCCAGCAGGUGGAAUCAGUGGAGGACAUUCAGCCUCAGAUCAGCGGCAACGUCUCUAUCUACGGAAUUCCGUACAGUGAACACAGCAGCUUUCUGGAGAUGAAGCGAUUUGUCCAGUGGCUUCAGCCUCUAAAGAUCAUCCCUACGGUCAACGUUGGCAGCUGGGCCAGCAGGAAGGCCAUGGAGAAGUGUUUCAGAGAGUGGAUGACGGAAACUAAAGCUAAACUGUAACCUGUUUUCCAGUAAAAUGUAUUUCAGGAACUCACCUGCCGCUUGUUGAUCGUAAAAGCAAAGCCAAUUAAUUCACAAGUGCUGUAUGACCUUGGGCCAUCUAUUUUACCACUACUCAGUCUAUUCCUUUUUAUUGAUGGCAAUAGCACUUAAAUCUAGAGGAAAGGGUUGCGAUGAAGUAAGCAAACAUGAAAUGCACCCAGGAAUAUUCACAUCUGUAACAAAAGUGUUUACAUUUAAACAUGUGUCCUCCAGACAUUGUAACACAUUGGAACUGAACUGGUUGUGCUACUUGCUGCAAAUGCUGCUCUUGAAACUGUGCAGUUAUCAUUUCAAAGGUCUGUUUUUGUAUGUAAUCAAAAUUUUUAUGCUGAAAAAUAAAUGUUUUAAACAUU
This is a messenger RNA of Amphiprion ocellaris (clown anemonefish), 3513 nucleotides long. RefSeq names its product DNA cross-link repair 1A (PSO2 homolog, S. cerevisiae) (gene dclre1a). The transcript has 9 exons. The record is from RefSeq and is a predicted model, not a curated record. Gene Ontology annotation, molecular function: damaged DNA binding; 5'-3' DNA exonuclease activity. Bases 284 to 3118 code for a protein of 944 amino acids. Gene Ontology annotation, biological process: double-strand break repair via nonhomologous end joining; interstrand cross-link repair; protection from non-homologous end joining at telomere. NCBI's taxonomy places the organism in Eukaryota, Metazoa, Chordata, Actinopteri, Pomacentridae.